This is a messenger RNA of Papilio machaon (common yellow swallowtail), 2333 nucleotides long. RefSeq lists its product as uncharacterized. Lineage: Eukaryota; Metazoa; Arthropoda; Insecta; Lepidoptera; Papilionidae. The transcript has 4 exons. The record is from RefSeq and is a predicted model, not a curated record. Bases 70 to 1539 code for a protein of 489 amino acids.
AAAUUAUAACAACACGAAGAUUGAUCUGUGAUUAUUUCGUUUUAUUUAAUUAAAAAUAAUUACUGUAAAAUGCGAUGGAACGAAGCCGUUACAUUGGAAUUCGUAAAGAUCUAUUUAAAACACGAAUGUUUAUGGAACCCUUCACAUCCAGAUUACAAGAUAAAAUAUGAAAGGGAUAAAGCCUACGCGGAUAUUGCUUCGGAAUUUCAACUUUCUACGAUGAAAAGUUUAAGUAUUCCUGAAAUAAAAAUAAAAAUAAAAAACCUAAGAACUACAUACCUGCAACAAGUACAUAAGAUAAUCCAAUCUUCGACUCCAGAUUGUAUUUACGAACCUUCCUUGAUCUGGUUUCAUGAAAUGGAUCAAUAUAUGAAAAACAUUCCUACAAAUCGACAUUCUGCUUUAUAUAAUACUAAUCAAGAGACUUCUGUAGCUGACUCAUCCUGUCAGAUAUGGGUCGACCAAGAUCUUCCAAAUGACAAUACAGAAGAAUCUGACACAAAUCCACUCAACCCAUCAACUGACACAGAAUAUGAUUCAACAAAACCAGAAAUUUCAUUGCAUGUAAAGAAAGAAACGGAUUAUUCCUCUCAAUCGUUUAAUAAAGUUAAAAAGAAGAAAACAAAGCGCCAAUCUUCUGAACAGCAUAAUUCAACGGAUUCAACUUCAGACUCUGUUGCUUUAGAAGAUGAGUUUGACAUCUAUGGUAAAUACAUUGCGUCACAACUUAGAAAUAUGGAUUUGCAAAAGGCCUUGCAACUUCAGUUAGAAAUUAAUAACCUAGUCAGCAAAACUAGAAUUUCAGAGCUAUCCAAUGACAUCAUUAUGAGGUGGGAUGAAAAUGAGACGUACCCAUUUGUGAAACUUUAUCUCAGUAAAGAUUCUUUGUGGAAUCCGAAUCACGAAAAUCAUAAGCUGAUAGAUGAGCGGAAGAAAGCGUAUCAGAUGAUUAUUGACGAAUUUAUGUCAUCUACUGGAAUUCAACUCAAUGAAUAUGGAGUUAAGUUGAAAAUAAAAAAUUUACGAUCCACUUAUGCACAAGAAAUUAAUAAAAUACGGACAAGAUCAGGACCACUUUCUAAAUACACGCCUACUAUUAAAUGGUUUGCAGAUUGGCAUAGAUGUUUCCAAAUCGUUAAGAAAACAGACAUUGAUACAGUUUAUGAUGAUCACAUCAGUGAAUCAAACAAGUCAUGGAUAACAAAUAAUGUGGACCAGACAAAUGAUGACGGAAAUAUAGAUCAUUUUACAUCAGACUUCCAAUCAAAUUCAAAAUGUAAUAUCACAAAGUUGAAUGGUAGAGUUAAAAAUUUAUCUAAGAAAAAAAGGAAGAAAUUGAAAUUAAUAAGUUCCAACAUAUGUGAUAGAUUAAGAGACAGUGAUGCAAGCUUCACUAGAGAAGAUGAAUUUGAUUUAUAUGGACGUUAUAUUGCAUCACAGCUGCGGCAAAUGGAUAUAAAGAAGGCUGUUCAGCUCCAACUUGAGAUACAGAGCCUGAUGAGUGAAGCUAGAAUUACAGACUUAAUGAACGAUAUUUAGUUUACAGUAAGAACGCAAAGAAAUACCAUUAAUCCUGAUUACUUUGUUAUAAAUUCCAAUAUAAAACAGUAGUAUAUUUAAAAUCCAUAGAACAAGCUUCAAUAUUGUAUGUUUAAAAAUAAUGCACUUUAAAAAGUUUCAAGUGAUCUAUACACCUCCGUGUACUGUUCAUGAUAUGGGAAAAGGAUUAAGGUGACCAAAUGAAUAUACAAAAGCAACUGCAAGUCUGAUUUUUAUUGCUGUUACAGCAUUCUUUUUACAAUAUAAACAAACAUUUAUCGCUUAUGUUUCACUAGUGAAAACUCAGAUCGUUCACAUUGUACCAAAGUUUCUCGAACAAGUCAGGUCAGGGGUAAAUGUUUAUGAACAUAUACAUUGCUGUCUAAUCUGUUGCCACAGUCGACCCCAUCAAUAUAAAUGCGAGUUAGUGGGUGAAUCACAACAAAAUCUAAAAACUAGAUUAAGUACUUUCGAGUUCAGAGUCCUUAAAUUUAAAAUAAAAAUGGAAGUCUGACUUCGAGGGCAGUGCGAAUUCAGAUUGUAAAAAAAACUAAACGUCUAAAAAAAAAACUUAGAUUAUAAAUUAACAUUAAAAGGCGGCAAAAGGUGCGUGAGCUACAACAAACGUGAGCACGCAACCUCCUGUACCUAGGGUUAAAGACUAGAGUCGACAAUGUCACAAUCUCAAUAAAAAUACAACAACUUUAUUGCUAUAUCCCAUGUGCGGUGACUCUGUGAUGUUGGCACACAUUAAAAAACGUCAAUCAGAGGGCACAGAUUAAAAAAAUUACAAA